Bombina bombina (fire-bellied toad) is the source of this 4394-nucleotide messenger RNA. Its product is annotated as calpain-1 catalytic subunit-like. The transcript is spliced from 14 exons. Gene Ontology annotation, biological process: proteolysis; negative regulation of apoptotic process. The coding region runs from base 1 to 2442 and encodes 813 amino acids. NCBI's taxonomy places the organism in Eukaryota, Metazoa, Chordata, Amphibia, Anura, Bombinatoridae. The record is from RefSeq and is a predicted model, not a curated record. Gene Ontology annotation, cellular component: cytoplasm. Gene Ontology annotation, molecular function: calcium-dependent cysteine-type endopeptidase activity.
AUGGACAAUUCAGAAAGGUUUAUGGAACAACCCCAGGGGCAAACAAUCUCUAAUAUAUAUCAAGGGUUUCAUUUCCAGGAUACGUGUGACCUCCUAGCUCUGAGAGGUUUGGAGCAAGAGACAGGGGUUAAUAUUGUAAAUGAUCAAACUACUUUGCAUAAGAAAUACAAAAAUCCCUCCACUUUCUACCCCAUUCAGAGCAGGGGAAACACUAUAGAAACCUUCUAUAGAAGAGUAGAGGCGGAUUUAAGAACACUUAAUCACACAAAGAAACCUGUUAAGAGUAACCUAAACAUACAUGAACAACAGGCCCUGAGAUCACUGAGUGACAAUAUGAAUAUUGUCAUAAAGCAGGCGGAUAAGGGGUGCUCCGUAGUCGUCAUGAAUAGGUCAAGCUAUAUUGCUGAGGCCUUGAGGCAAUUGGAAGAUACCAGCAGUUACACGAAGCUUAGGGGUGACCCAACUAAUGUGUUUCAGCGACAACUUAUGCACCUUUUGGAUGGGGCUUUGGAAGAAGGCUUUAUUGACAAUGAUACGUGUCAAUAUUUAUAUGUUAAACACCCUGUCAUUCCGAUAUUCCAUCACCUGCCUAAGGUGCAUAAAACUAUAGAAAAUGUACAAGGUAGGCCAAUAGUUAGCGGAAUAGGAUCCAUGCUAGAACAUCUUUCGGAGUGGCUUGAUGAUUUACUGCAGCCACUUGUUAUUGCCCUGCGUAGCUAUAUUAGGGAUACAAAACAUGUUCUAAACAUGAUUGACCAAAUAGAGUGGACACGGGAUUCUGUGUGGCUCACCGUGGAUGUUACUGCACUGUACUCUUCUAUUCCCCAUCAUCUAGGUUUGAAGGCCAUUGAAUACUUUCUAAUUCAUGAAACAACACACAACGAUUUGUUGUUUGUUUGGGACAGCGAGAGAUAUUCAGUAGAUGAGUUUGUGAAAUACCUUGGGCAGAAUGAUUUCAAUCUGCGCUUCACUCAUGAAACAAACAAACAAAGAAUUCAUUAUUUGGAUGUUGAGCUCAGAGGCUGGCAGUCAGUAAUAAUCCCUGCACUUAACAUGGAACAGUUCUGUUUAAACGGUCACAAUCCAAACCCAAAAUCAGUUAUUUUAUGUACAAUACAGAAACCAGUGGUCACUUUGUCUUUUUUACACCUGCAGGAGUUCUGCGUUAACCCAACAUUUAUCGAGAGUGGAGCGGCUACAACUGAUAUUUGCCAAGGCGACCUGGGUGACUGCUGGCUGUUGUCGUCCAUUUCCUCUCUCACUCGCUCGCCUGCGCUCCUCUCUCGAGUGGUUCCUCAAGGUCAGAGCUUCUGUCGGACUGAUGGAUACUGCGGCAUUUUUCACUUCAUGUUAUGGCGUUUCGGUUCCUGGGUGGACGUUGUUGUGGAUGAUAGACUCCCCACAAAGAAAGGGAGACUUGUGUACACUAAAAGCGACACUCGUGGCGAGAUGUGGAGCGCGUUGUUGGAGAAGGCUUAUGCAAAGGUGUGCGGGGGGUACCUUGCCCUGCAGGGAGGGACCAUUGCAGAUGCCCUGGAAGAUUUCACUGGUGGGAUAGCAGAGUGUGUGAGUCUGAAGGGGCACUCAGCGGAAGAGGCCUGGGACAUGGUCAGCCAAUCAGAGAAUGGGACAGUUCUUAUGGCGUGUUAUAUACAGGCCCCCAGCCCCUCUGAAGUGGGAUAUGUUAACGAUGAUGGGUUAGUGCUCGGUCACGCAUACUCAGUGAUAGGCGCUAAUAAAGUGACUUCGUCCUCUGGUGAAGUGUCUCUCUUACGUCUCAGGAACCCGUGGGGCUUUACUGAGUAUAAAGGACCCUGGAGUGAUAGGUCGUCAGAGUGGGCGUCUGUCUUACAUAAUGACCAGAAGUUAAAUUUGCUGAAGGAAGACGGAGAGUUUUGGAUGUCCAUAGAGGAAUUCUGCCGAAUCUUCUCCUGGCUUGUACUCUGCAGAGUCAACCUGGACUCGGCCCAGUGGAGUGUUACUAACCUGAGGGGCUGCUGGGAAAAAGGUGUUAGUGCCGGAGGUGGCCGGAGACUGAAGUCUUUCUUCAAUAACCCACAAUUCCGUCUGCGUUUGAAUGGAGAAUCCACUAGUGAUGAGGACCCUGAAGAGGAUGAGGACUUGGUACAGAAGCCUCAGCAAGUUCUAAUACAGCUGUUCCAGCUGGACAGACAGAUGAAGAGGGCUCACAUCGCGUGUCACCUCUACAGGGUACCUGAGGAACUGGUGUCCCGUCCUCGGAUGGACCGAGGUUUUUUCACACGAAAUCGCCCUGUGAGGGACUCAGGUGACUCUCAGAAUAGCCGGAGUGUCACCAUACGAGCGUCUCUGUUACCUGGAGUGUACGUCAUCAUUCCUUCCACUCAUGAUCCUAACGAGGAGGGUGAAUUCUACAUCAGAGUGUGCAAGAACUCUGGGUCAGAGAUAGGGAGUCCAGUGUAGUCCUCUCCUCCGGCAGCUGACUCUGCGCCUGUUAUUGCCGAGUGCGUCCUCCUGAAACACACACAAUGCUUACACACUGAUACACAUACAAUGCUUACACACUGAUACACACGCAAUGCUUACACACUGAUACACACACACACAAUGCUUACACACUGAUACACACACAAUGCUUACACACUGAUACACACACACACACACAAUACUUACACACUGAUAUACACACACACACACACACAAUACUUACACACUGAUACACACACAAUACUUACACACUGAUAUACACACAAUACUUAUACACACAAUACUUAGACACUGAUACACACACCAUGCUUACACACUGAUACACAUGCAAUGCUUACACACUGAUACACACAAUGCUUACACACUGAUACACACACAAUGCUUACACACUGAUACACACACAAUGCUUACACACUGAUACACACACAAUGCUUACACACUGAUACACACACACAAUACUUACACACUGAUACACACACACACAAUACUUACACACUGAUACACACACACAAUACUUACACACUGAUACACACACACACAAUACUUACACACUGAUACACACACACAAUACUUACACACUGAUAUACACACAAUACUUAUACACACAAUACUUAGACACUGAUACACACACAAUGCUUACACACUGAUACACACGCAAUGCUUACACACUGAUACACACAAUGCUUACACACUGAUACACACAAUGCUUACACACUAAUACACACGCACACAGAUACUGCUUGCACACUAAUACAUACAUAUUCACAUAAUACUGGUGAUACACACAAAAUGCUUGCACACUAAUACACACGCACACAGAUACUGCUUGCACACUAAUACAUACAUAUUCACAUAAUACUGGUGAUACACACAAAAUGCUUGCACACUAAUACACACGCACACAAUGCUUACACACUAAUACACACACAAUGCUUACACACUAAUAUACACACAAUGCUUACACACUGAUACACACACACACAAUGCUUACACACUGAUACACACACAAUGCUUACACACUGAUACACACACACACACACAAUACUUACACACUGAUAUACACACACACACAAUACUUACACACUGAUACACACACACACAAUACUUACACACUGAUAUACACACAAUACUUAUACACACAAUACUUAGACACUGAUACACACACAAUGCUUACACACUGAUACACAUGCAAUGCGUACACACUGAUACACACAAUGCUUACACACUGAUACACACACAAUGCUUACACACUGAUACACACACAAUGCUUACACACUGAUACACACACAAUGCUUACACACUGAUACACACACACAAUACUUACACACUGAUAUACACACACAAUACUUACACACUGAUACACACACACACACAAUACUUACACACUGAUACACACACACAAUACUUACACACUGAUAUACACACAAUACUUAUACACACAAUACUUAGACACUGAUACACACACAAUGCUUACACACUGAUACACACGCAAUGCUUACACACUGAUACACACAAUGCUUACACACUGAUACACACAAUGCUUACACACUAAUACACACGCACACAGAUACUGCUUGCACACUAAUACAUACAUAUUCACAUAAUACUGGUGAUACACACAAAAUGCUUGCACACUAAUACACACGCACACAGAUACUGCUUGCACACUAAUACAUACAUAUUCACAUAAUACUGGUGAUACACACAAAAUGCUUGCACACUAAUACACACGCACACAGAUACUGCUUGCACUAAUACAUACAUAUUCACAUAAUACUGGUGAUACACAUAAAAUGCUUGUACAGUAAUACACACGCACACACAAUGCUUACACACUAAUACACACACACACACACAGAUACUGCUUGCACACUAAUACAUACAUAUUCACAUAAUACUGGUGAUAUACACAAAAUGCUUGCACACUA